GCGAGAAAGGGGAGGCUCUGCGAGAGCUGCGGCUUCAAACACAACACCUGCGCCUUGAGGUCAGCGCUCGCCGUCCUCGCGCUGGGGCUGCUCCUGGCGGGCUGGCGCGCGGCGGAGCGGCCCUCGGCGCCUGCGGGCCCGCCUGGCCCCGACCCUCCGCCGCAGGCUACGGCGGGAGGCUGGUGCCCCUCUGGACCGUCCGAGUGGCUCGUUGGGAUCUGCCCUCCGCCAGUCCCUUGCCUGGCCUGCCCCGCCUGCACCUGUGCGGGAGGCGGGGGGGUCGUCCUGGGCGACCAGCUGCUGCUGGUGUUCGGGCCGUCGGUGCUGACCAACGUGCUCGAUUUAUUGCUUCGCGGCACGGACGGCCUCCUGCGGGGCAUCCUGCGGGGCCGCCAAGCGUGUCAGGAGGAGAUGCGGGCAGGACAGCGCGUCCUGGAGCCGCUAGAGGUGCUGGAGCCGGGCGGCGAGCGGAUGCGCAUCUCGCUGUUCUGCGACGGGGCCUUCCCGCCCCGUCGGCUGGGGGGCCAGCAGGUCCUGGACCAUGGAGACGGGGCCAGCUUGGGGGGCGCGCCCCCGGUGGGGGGGACUGCGACCCCACUCGCCGCCCCCCCCGAGGCGGCCGAGCAUUCGCGGCGCCUUGGGCACGCCUGGGUCCUGGCGGAGCCCACGGAAGCGGCUUCCAUCGGGAGCAAGGUGGACUUGCGCCGUGUGCGGGCGCUUUUCGCAAACGAGUUGGUCGCCCUUGCGGUGGUGGACGGCGCAGUGGUUCGGCUGCAGCAGACGCAGGUGGAGGAGAUCCCGAGCUAUGCAGAUCAGCGUGCGAGCUAUCUGCGGAGCGCGCUGGGUAGUCCGGGUGCGGCGGACCUCCGUGAGCGCCUGGGCCGCCCGCAGCCGCUGCCGCCGCCUGCUCGCUCCCCUGCGCGGGAGGCCGCGGCGGAGCCGAUCCAGAGCGAGGACAUCAAGGUGCUCGCGGUCGACUUCGACGGUCAGGGCGAGCGCUUCAAGGCUCGGCGCGAGGCGGUGAAGGAGAGCUCUCAGAAGGAGUUCAGCGACCAAAAGGGGCUUGCCCCCGCGGACCGCGUGGCCUGCGAGCUGCGCAGCAUCUGCAAGGCCCUGUACUUCGCGGGCUGCUACGACCAGGUGAACCUGGGCGCGCUGAUGGCGCUGGAGCUGGCGAAGUACUGCGCGGGGACGGAGUCGGCGGAGGACGUCGCGGGCCAGCCCGCGCGGGCUCACGUGGCGCGCCGGAUCCACGAGGACCGCGAGGGCCAGCAAGCCCUGCGGCGCCGGCCCCUGGGCCAGAGGACGCCCAGGGCCACGGCGCAGGUGCUGGGCGCGGCAGUGGCGGCGCUGAUGACGGACGGGGAGGGUGAAGGCGAGGUGCUGGCGGACGUGCCCGAGGGAGCCGCGGCGGCAGCGGCAGCCAUCCGCCCGCCUCAUGGCGGAUGCCGCCGUCGGCGGGCCCCGGCGAACGACGCGCUGCGGGAUCUCAACUGGGCGGCGGGCUUCAAGGGUUUUUUGGCGGCCGACCAUGGCCCAGACGUCGUGCCGGGCGACGUGGAAGCCGACGUCCAGCGGAGGACGUGCGAGUUGGUUUCGAGCUGGCGCCCGCGCCCCUCCGCCGACUCUGACGAGGCGGCUCUCGAGAAGCUGCUUCGGGGGCACUCGCCGCAUCGGGCGGCUGGGGGUCCGACAGGGGUCGCGUCCUUCAAGCUCGACCUCGCGAGUCGGCCCGACUCGGCGAGUGGGCGCCAGCUGAUCUCGGACGUGGCGCCAGCGGAGUUCCUGGAACAUCUGGGGGGCCAUCGCGAGCGCAUGCUGGCGCCUCCGAUAGAUGAGUACAGCGCGGUCCCCGACUUCGAGCCAGUGCUGAGGUCGGAGGGCCAGUCCCGCGUCGAGGUGGGGCCGCCGGCGGAGGCGCCGACGGGGUCAGUGCGAGCCGCAGAGCUGCCGAGCGAUUUCUGCUUGACCGCGGGGCUGUCGGACGUCUCCAAUUGCUUCCAUCGGCUGCGGGUAGUGGCGCUCGGCCGCCCCGAGGAGGAGCCCCUCCUCUGCCACUGCGUGCACGUGGACAACUUGGGGGUCAUCGGAGCGCGCGAGGAGCGCGCGGGCCAGGUCCUGGAGCAGCUCGAUGAGGGAUUCAACCGCGAGGGCCCGUUGCCGCAUAAAUCUGAGAUGUCCCGCGGCGCCAUAGCCGCGCUUGAGGCGAUGCUGGGCCACUGCGCCUUCGUGGCGCUGCGCUGCCGGGGCCUGCUGGGCCUCUCCCACUCCGUCUACGCCUUCGUCGAGCGCGGGCGCGCGGCAGGCUCGGCCCAGGCACUGCGGGCCGAAUGUCGCGUUGAGUUGCAGGCUUUCAGGGGCAUGAUGAUUUCCCAGGCGAGCGACUGGCUCCGGGACUGGAGCCCCCUGGCCGCGCAGAUUGACAGCAGCUUGGAGGACUGCGCCGUGGCUCAGGCCUUCUGGCUUAUACAGGCGGCGCAGGAGGCGGGGCGCAUUCCCGAGAGACGCCGGCGGCGCCAGGCACUGGCGUUGGUCAGACGCCCCGCGCUCCGCACGCUCGAGACCCAGCUGGUCCUUCGCGACCGCCUGAGCAGCGCGCGGGAGGAGGUGGUGCUACCCGGGGAGGCGGAGGCGGCGACCGCGCCGAGGCUGGCCGUUGCCGACGACUGCAGCAGCACCGACGCCGAGAAGAAGCCCGAGCGAGACUCCGCGAGGCAGGCGGCGCAGUGGCGCACUGGCCGUCAGCGGAGGCGGCCUUCUUUGGAGACGGCCGUCGCGGCGACGGUUAUCGGCGUCAGUAGCUUCCUGGAGGAGAGCUCCGUUACGCCGAAGGUCCUCGAGCGAAACCAGUCAGAGGUCGUAUGGUUAGCGACCUUCGCGGGGGGCCGCGAGCUCGUCGGCGACGAGCAGGUGGACAGCAACCUCGUCGACUAUUUCAGCCACCUGUACUUCAAGGGUUGGAGCGCCAACAAGGGAGAGCAGAUCCUGGGUGGCCUCGUGCGCCUGACGCCGGAGUUCUCCCGGUCUGGUGGCCUCCAGCCCCCCCGGGCUUGCCGUUGCCUGAAGGGCUGGAGGCGGCGGGCGCCGAAUCGCAGCCGCCGCAGCUGGCCGCUGGCCUUGUGGGCGGGCAUUGCAUGGCGCCUGGUGGCGCGGGGCUACUUGCAAAUGGCAGUCUCCCUGCUGGCGUCGCUCAUGGGCCUGAAGAGAGGAGGGCUGAUCGCUCCUGCGGCGGGCAUCUCCAACUACUGGAACUUGCUGCUCUUCCCCUCCCUGUUGCCAGACCGCAGCAAGACUGGGCCGAGCGACGUCAGCAUCGUGCUGGACUCUGCGCACCUCCACUUCUUCGCGCCGAUCUACGAGAUAUAUGCGCAGGGCAACAAAGACGAGCUGGCGUGGAGUUUCACCACCCUUGAUUGCCCAUGGGGGCUACCAGUGAGUCAGCUCCCGUUCGAGGCAAUGUGA
Prorocentrum cordatum is the source of this 3462-nucleotide messenger RNA. NCBI's taxonomy places the organism in Eukaryota, Dinophyceae, Prorocentrales, Prorocentraceae. The record is from the annotation of a GenBank genome assembly.